Messenger RNA from Galendromus occidentalis (western predatory mite), 2083 nucleotides. Its product is annotated as TBC1 domain family member 13. Lineage: Eukaryota; Metazoa; Arthropoda; Arachnida; Mesostigmata; Phytoseiidae. Gene Ontology annotation, molecular function: GTPase activator activity. Gene Ontology annotation, biological process: intracellular protein transport; activation of GTPase activity. The transcript is spliced from 10 exons. The record is from RefSeq and is a predicted model, not a curated record.
AUUGACGUGUGAGUAGAGCGCUGGAAACCAACGUCGUUGGUUUCGCCGUUUUGUCUCCGUUAUUCCUGCCAUGCUGUUCGCCGAGUGUCAAUAUGAGCAUCAGCUGGAGUGCGAUUUUCGGCGAUCAGUCCCCUGAAUCUGACGCUUCUCCCGAGUUUGUUAACUCUGGCGUCGAGUCGAGCCGGGAACACAAAUCACGCGACUGAGGCUAGACUUGGAGACGAACGAAGGCGUCAUGAUGACGGAAAAUUGGGGAGCAUCAGCUCUCGGCAAAAGUAAAUUCUACACGCAAAAUUCUUCCCUGACGAGGUGAGUAUCGGGAGGCGACUCGCGACAACAUCUCGAUCCCGUGAUGACUUCCCGUGGGAAAGCACGCGCACAAGUAUUCGAAGACCUCUUGGCUUGCAACGAGAUAGAUGUAACAGCUUUACGGAAGGCAUGUUUCCACGGAAUCCCCGACAGACCCGGAGUACGACCAUUGUGCUGGAAAAUUCUUCUCGGUUAUCUCAGCGGUGACAAGGCUCAAUGGCCAACGUAUCUCGAACAACAACGUCAGCUGUACAGUCGUUUUGUUCAGGAGAUGGUCAUCGAGUCCGGCACUGGUGGUGAAACCGCAGAGGACCAUCCCUUGAACAUGAAUCCUGACUCGAAAUGGCAGAGUUACUUCAAAGACAACGACGUGCUCUUACAAAUUGACAAAGACGUCCGAAGGCUCUGCCCCGAUAUCUCUUUCUUCCAGCAGCCCACUUCCUAUCCAUGCAAGAAAAUCGUCGACGAUCCUCUUGUAGAUUCCCUACGCGAGAGGGUCGCGAGGACGGUUCUUCGAUCCGGAGCCGUUCAGCGCAGUCGAACCGGUCUGACAAACGUAUCGCUAUUCAAAAAAAUUGCGACCGAAGAAUACUCUGCGCUCCCAAACGGCCAGGAAGCGCACUGGGAGGUUGUUGAGCGGAUACUCUUCAUCUAUGCAAAACUCAAUCCCGGUCUCAGCUACGUACAAGGUAUGAACGAAAUCAUCGGCCCCAUUUACUACACAUUUGCGAACGAUGCUGAUCAGGACGUGAAGGAGUUCGCCGAAGCCGAUGCAUUCUUCUGCUUCACGCAACUGAUGUCAGCAAUGCGAGAUUUUUUCCUCAACACGAUGGAUAACACCGUGAGCGGAAUCGGCGCCAUGAUGAAUCGGUUCAUGAACCAGCUACGAGAUCUCGACCCGGAGUUGCAUCACAGAUUGAACGCGCAGGACAUAAAGCCGCAAUUUUAUGCCUUCCGAUGGAUCACGCUAUUACUCAGUCAAGAGUUUUCGCUCCCGGAAGUGGUACGACUCUGGGACUCGAUCUUCGCGAUGAAUGAGCGCUUGGACUUCAAGUUCCUCCUGUCAACUUGCUGCGCCAUGGUGAUUCUGAUUCGGGACAGGCUGCUGGAAGGUGAUUUUGCGCACAACAUGAAACUUUUACAGAACUUUCCUCACGAUGAGAUGGAAGGUUCCACAAUCGAUCGCAUCUUGGUCAAAGCUCUCUGUCUCAACGAUAGCUCCCCGUCUGAAAGAUAGUCCAUCUAAACAUCUCAUUGCUAAGAUUCGACAAUCAUUGCCACGGCUCCACCGGGUUUACCGAAAGGAGCCUAUUUGCAGCGAGUUACUCCGUAGUAGUUUGAAAUCCAUUCGGUCGGAUGGAGCCGCGGUCGAGAUCGCCCGGGCGACCUCGAGAAGCGCGGGAACGACCUCGCUACUUCAGUGUACAAUUCCCGCAGUAAUGACAUCUUUCUAUGGACAUGGUGAUCGUUUUCCAAAUUCUGAGUUGUAUUAUUAAACGAGAGCAGGCGUUGGAUAUUAUAGGAUCUGAAACGAGUAUUUCGGUGAGUCCGAUCCGCACAAUAGUUGACGGGCUCUGAGAAAGAGCGAACAUAUCGUUUGACCUGUGGCCUUCAUUAAAUUCCGGGAGUUCACCACGAAAGUAUUCGAUCGUUGAAGAGAUUCGCGCGGAUAUUUUGAAAUCUUCCUUAAUGUCUCAGCGCUGUACAGACAGUCUGGACUCCUAGGUGCAUAUCGAAAAUGCGUCAUAGUCCUCUAAAAAUGUAAAUAAAAUGU